AUGGACCCUAAAUCAGCGAGCAACCUUUCCUUCAUUCUCAAUAAACCCCACGAUGUCCAAUUUUCAGACAAGCCUGUCCCUUCCCUCCAAACACCCCACGAUGUCCUCGUCGCAGUGAACUAUACCGGGAUUUGCGGCUCAGAUGUUCACUACUGGGAGCACGGUGCUAUCGGCCACUUCGUUGUUAAGGAUCCCAUGGUUUUGGGCCACGAGUCGUCCGGUACCGUCAUCCAAGUCGGUCCCGAGGUGAAAACAUUAAAGGUUGGUGAUCGAAUUGCUCUAGAACCCGGCUACCCCUGCCGACGAUGCCAACCUUGCCUGAGUGGCAAAUACAAUCUUUGCCCUGAGAUGCGUUUCGCCGCGACGCCUCCCUACGACGGCACGCUGACGGGCUUCUGGGUUGCCCCUGCCGACUUCUGCUACAAGCUACCCGAUAACGUCUCCCUACAAGAAGGCGCUUUAAUCGAGCCCCUCGCCGUAGCUGUUCACAUCGUCCGACAAGCAGUCGUAACCCCAGGACAAUCAGUCAUCGUUAUGGGAGCUGGUCCCGUUGGUCUUCUCUGUGCAGCAGUAGCCCGUGCCUUUGGAGCGUCUAAGGUAGUCUCCGUCGAUAUUGUAGAGUCAAAGCUCGCCUUCGCCAAGUCUUUCUGCUCGACGCACACGUAUAUUAGCCAACGUGUAUCUGCUGAGCAAAACGCAGCCAAUAUCCGGAAGGAGGCAGAUCUUCCCGAUGGUGCGGACGUGGUGAUCGACGCAAGUGGCGCGGAACCCAGUAUCCAGACGAGUUUGCACGCGGUGCGUACGGGUGGCACAUAUGUUCAGGGCGGCAUGGGCAAGUCAGACAUCACAUUCCCCAUCAUGGCCAUGUGUAUCAAGGAGGUCACUGCCAAGGGCAGCUUCCGCUAUGGAAGCGGCGACUACAAGCUCGCCGUCGAGCUCGUCGCCGGUGGCAAGGUCGAUGUCAAGAGGCUCGUCAGCGCCGUUGUUGCGUUCAAAGAGGCCGAGGACGCGUUCAAGAAGGUCAAGCAGGGUGAAGUCAUUAAAAUUCUGAUCGCGGGCCCGAACGAGAAGGGCACCGCUGCUGUUACUGCUAAGGCUUAG
Messenger RNA from Daldinia childiae, 1101 nucleotides. Its product is annotated as putative D-xylulose reductase A. The coding region runs from base 1 to 1101 and encodes 366 amino acids. Gene Ontology annotation, biological process: D-sorbitol catabolic process. The record is from RefSeq and is a predicted model, not a curated record. The transcript has 2 exons. Lineage: Eukaryota; Fungi; Ascomycota; Sordariomycetes; Xylariales; Hypoxylaceae. Gene Ontology annotation, molecular function: L-iditol 2-dehydrogenase (NAD+) activity; zinc ion binding.